AUGGUGUCUGAUGGAGCGGAGCCGUCGACAAGAGUGGUGAAGACACGAGGGGAAAAAAAAAUUAAACCGUUCCAGAGCCUUGGAUUUGUGUUGGCUCCGGAUCCAGCGCAGCGAGCGAGUAUUCACACCUACCUGUUGGAACGGAAACCUUCUUUCAUCGUUCUAAUUGGCCACCGGCGUGUUAUGGGUACGUCGCAAAAUGCUAUGCCCUUCAAAAAGGUGUCCCCCAUCCUGCCCUCUGUCCGGAUAGGCCAAUGGAGACAAACCACAGUUGCUGACCCCGUCCAAAAUAUGUCGUCAAGUGUGCCGAAUUGUUUACCAGGGCGACCCAAGGCCCUUUGUAGCGAGCUGCGCAGCCCAAUAACCAUAGAGGGUCUGCGUGUUUCCCCAACUGAGCCAACAGCCGAAGGUCGAGAUCGUGUUCGAUCACCGCUGCAGCUGCAUGCGCCAGUGCCCCUCUUUUUAUGGAAUGCGCUGUUCUGCUGGACGGGGGGGGUCGGUUUUCCACGCCUGUUGUAG
This is a messenger RNA of Trypanosoma grayi, 519 nucleotides long. RefSeq lists its product as hypothetical. The record is from RefSeq and is a predicted model, not a curated record. The coding region runs from base 1 to 519 and encodes 172 amino acids. Lineage: Eukaryota; Euglenozoa; Kinetoplastea; Trypanosomatida; Trypanosomatidae. The transcript has a single exon.